CCCUCCUGGGAGCCGCUGUCCCGGGCCUGGCCCGUGCGCGUCCGCCUGCUGCACCGGGGCACCAGGAGCCGCAGAGAGGUACGGGACCGGGCGGGGGUGCUGACCUCGGCCUCGGAGUCUUAGGAUCCCGGAGACCUCCGUGUCCGCUGGGGCCUGCAGGUCGCACGCCGAAGCCCUAGCUGCUGCCGCUCACCGCUGGUCCGCGCGGGGCGAGGUCAGGUGCCCCCCUUCCCUCCUCCCUUCUCUCCCUCCCCCACCUCGGUGCGGGCGGGAGAUCCUGCCCGCCUCCUCCCGCAGGGGUGCAGUAGGCUGCGGAGCUGACAGCGGCCCCACAGACACCCUGCCCAAACUCUCCGGAAGCAGCUAGAGCUCAGGCCGCCGAAGCCCCGACGGACCCACUGUUGGACCGGAGGCUCCGGUCCUUCUGCGCCCAAACUUGGAGCACUUGACCUUCGGUUGUCGGAGGGGGCAAGCCCGCAGGUGUCUACAUCAGGCGCAUGUUGACUGAGACCUACAGUCAUGGAUGUGUGCGCCCGUCUUGCCCUGUGGCUUCUUUGGGGGCUCCUCCUGCAUCAGGGCCAGAGCCUCAGCCAUAGUCACAGCGAGAAGAAUACAGGAGCCGGCUCCGGGACGACUUCAGAGGAGUCCACUGAAGCAGAGUUUUGCCGGAUUGACAAGCCCCUGUGCCACAGUGAGGAUGAGAAGCUCAGCUUUGAGGCUGUCCGCAACAUCCAUAAGCUGAUGGAUGAUGAUGCCAAUGGUGAUGUGGAUGUGGAAGAAAGUGAUGAGUUCCUAAGGGAAGACCUCAAUUACCAUGAUCCAACAGUAAAACACAGCACCUUCCAUGGUGAGGAUAAGCUUAUCAGCGUGGAGGACCUGUGGAAGGCGUGGAAGUCAUCAGAAGUAUACAACUGGACUGUGGAUGAAGUGAUACAGUGGCUGAUUACAUACGUGGAGCUGCCUCAGUAUGAGGAGACCUUCCGGAAGUUGCAGCUUACUGGCCAUGCCAUGCCAAGGCUAGCUGUAACCAACACCACCAUGACAGGGACUGUACUGAAGAUGACAGAUCGGAGCCACAGGCAAAAGCUACAGCUGAAGGCCCUGGACACAGUGCUCUUUGGGCCUCCUCUCUUGACUCGACAUAAUCACCUCAAGGACUUCAUGCUGGUGGUAUCUAUUGUUAUUGGCGUGGGUGGCUGCUGGUUUGCCUAUAUUCAGAACCGCUACUCUAAGGAGCACAUGAAGAAGAUGAUGAAGGAUCUGGAAGGGUUACACCGAGCCGAACAGAGUCUGCAUGACCUUCAGGAAAGGCUGCACAAGGCCCAGGAGGAGCACCGCACAGUGGAAGUGGAGAAGGUCCAUCUGGAGAAGAAGCUGCGUGAUGAGAUCAACCUUGCCAAGCAGGAAGCUCAGCGGCUGAAGGAGCUGAGGGAGGGUACUGAGAAUGAGAGGAGCCGCCAAAAAUACGCUGAGGAAGAGCUGGAGCAGGUUCGGGAGGCCUUGAGGAAAGCAGAGAAGGAGCUGGAAUCACACAGCUCCUGGUAUGCUCCUGAGGCCCUUCAGAAGUGGCUGCAGCUGACACAUGAGGUGGAGGUGCAGUACUACAACAUCAAGAAGCAAAAUGCCGAGAAGCAGCUGCUGGUGGCCAAGGAGGGGGCUGAGAAAAUAAAAAAGAAGAGAAACACGCUGUUUGGUACCUUCCAUGUGGCCCACAGCUCCUCCCUGGAUGAUGUGGAUCAUAAGAUCUUAACUGCUAAGCAAGCACUAAGUGAGGUGACAGCAGCACUGAGGGAGCGCCUGCACCGGUGGCAGCAGAUCGAGAUCCUCUGUGGCUUCCAGAUUGUCAAUAACCCUGGCAUCCACUCCCUGGUGGCCGCCCUCAACAUAGACCCCAGCUGGAUGGGCAGUACUCGCCCUAACCCUGCUCACUUCAUCAUGACCGACGACGUGGAUGACAUGGAUGAGGAGAUUGUAUCACCCUUGUCCAUGCAGUAUGCUGCCUGGCUGAUGGGGCGUAGGUUCAGUGACCGCUCUCUCUGCUCUACAUCCGCCGGCUCGGAUGAUCAAUCCCUCUGGAAAUACCCGGCCCCCAGCCUGCAGAGCAGUGUUCGACAGCGCCUGACGGAGCCACAGCAUGGCCUGGGAUCUCAGAGGGAUUUGACCCAUUCCGAUUCGGAGUCCUCCCUCCACAUGAGUGACCGCCAGCGUGUGGCUCCCAAGCCUCCUCAGAUGGGCCGUGCUGCAGAUGAGGCUCUCAAUGCCAUGCCUUCCAAUGGCAGCCAUCGGCUGAUUGAGGGGGUCCAUCCAGGAUCUCUGGUGGAGAAACUGCCUGACAGCCCUGCUCUGGCCAAGAAGGCAUUGCUGGCGCUGAACCAUGGCCUAGACAAGGCCCACAGCCUGAUGGAGCUGAACCCUUCAGGCCCACCUGGUGGCUCCCCACUUUUGGAUUCUUCCCAUUCUCAUAGCCCCAGUUCCCCAGACCCAGACACACCAUCACCAGUUGGGGACAACCGAGCCCUGCAGGGUAGCCGAAACACACGAAUUCCCCACUUGGCAGGGAAGAAGGCUGUAGCUGAGGAGGAUAAUGGUUCUAUUGGUGAGGAGACAGACUCUAGCCCAGGCAGGAAGAAGUUUCCCCUCAAAAUUUUUAAGAAGCCUCUUAAGAAGUAGGCAGGAUAGGUUGGCAGUGUUGAGACAGCCCGU
Peromyscus eremicus (cactus mouse) is the source of this 2703-nucleotide messenger RNA. RefSeq names its product stromal interaction molecule 1 (gene Stim1). Bases 520 to 2670 code for a protein of 716 amino acids. Lineage: Eukaryota; Metazoa; Chordata; Mammalia; Rodentia; Cricetidae. Gene Ontology annotation, molecular function: calcium channel regulator activity; protein binding; calcium ion binding. The transcript is spliced from 14 exons. Gene Ontology annotation, biological process: intracellular calcium ion homeostasis; activation of store-operated calcium channel activity; store-operated calcium entry. Gene Ontology annotation, cellular component: plasma membrane; endoplasmic reticulum. The record is from RefSeq and is a predicted model, not a curated record.